Messenger RNA from Selaginella moellendorffii, 1790 nucleotides. RefSeq names its product L-lactate dehydrogenase B chain. Gene Ontology annotation, cellular component: cytoplasm. The transcript has 10 exons. Gene Ontology annotation, molecular function: L-lactate dehydrogenase (NAD+) activity. Gene Ontology annotation, biological process: carboxylic acid metabolic process. NCBI's taxonomy places the organism in Eukaryota, Viridiplantae, Streptophyta, Lycopodiopsida, Selaginellales, Selaginellaceae. The record is from RefSeq and is a predicted model, not a curated record. The coding region runs from base 69 to 1088 and encodes 339 amino acids.
CAAGUUGCGAGGGACAAAAAGGGGUUCUUGGGGUUGGGACUUGGGAGCUGGCGUCUGGAGCAGCAGCGAUGGGGCGGCAGCAGCAAGAAGUGUGGCAUUUUUUCAAACCAGUCCCAGGAGGCAUGGCUGUGGCUGACAUCGUUCAAAGGGAUGUCACAAAAGUCACCGUCGUGGGAGUUGGAAACGUGGGAAUGGCUUGCGCUACAUCCAUUUUGUCGAAGAGAUUGUGCCGCUCGUUAGUUCUCAUUGAUGUUAUGGGAGAUAAGCUCAAGGGCGAGAUGAUGGAUUUGCAGCAUGCGGCAGCUUUCAAUCCAAAUGUUGACAUUUGUGCGAGCACCGAUUACGCGAAUACACGUAACUCUCAGAUUUGCAUCAUCACGGCCGGGGCGAAACAAAAGAGUCACGAUGAAUCUAGGCUUGCUCUGGUCCAAAGCAAUGUAGAGCUGCUGAGGAAGAUCAUUCCCGAACUACUCAAGUACAGUCCUGACACGCUGUUAUUGGUGGUCUCGAACCCCGUGGAUAUCUUGACUUACGUCUCCUGGAAGAUCUCGGGACUUCCUGCGAGCCGGGUGCUUGGAAGUGGCACGAAUCUGGACUCGUCGAGAUUCAGGUUUCUGAUAUCCAGCCGUAUGGAUGUCAGCUCAAAGAACGUGCACGGCUACAUCAUAGGCGAGCACGGUGAUAGCAGCGUCCCUGUUUGGUCGAGCGUCAACGUUGCGGGGGUGCCUCUUCUCAAUUUUAUUGAGAAAGAAGGGCUUGAAAGCGAGGCUGAAAAGAUCAACCAAGAGGUGGUGAAGUCCGCUUACGAAAUUAUCAAGUUCAAAGGCUACACGAACUGGGCUAUUGGGGCAUCCGUUGCGGACAUCGUUCACAGCUUGAUUCGAGAUGAGAAGGCGAUCCAUCCGGUGUCAAUCAUAGCGAAAGGGAGGCAUGGCAUUGAGCACGAUGUGUUCCUCAGCCUGCCGUGUGUUCUUGGGAGGAACGGUGUUCUUCAUAUCGUGGAACAGACUCUCACCGAGAACGAGGUUCUCAAACUCAAGGAGUCUGCUCAGUCACUCUGGGAUGUCGUCAAGAAUGUGGAGCUCUAGAGCUUAGGCUGUGGUUUCUUUGUCCUUUUUUCUUUUCGUUUUAUGACAGCGGCUUGUCGUUACUGUGCAUUUAUUCUCUAGGGUUCUCCAAGGAGCUAGGAGCGAUGGCAUGCGCCUUCUUCAAUCCUUGUGUGGCGACUGGUGCUAAGAAUGUCUGCUACGCUCCAGCUGCAUCGUCUUCGCCGCUCAAGCUGGUAUGCAUGAAGCAGCCCAUGGACGAAAUACGAAAAAUGUCUGAUGGAGCCAUUGAGGAGGCUCUGGAAGGCGUCAGGGAGAAGCUCUUGGCAAUGCGUUCCUUGAAAGAGGGGGAGAGGCUGCAUAAGCCCCGGACGUAUCGUCGUCUCCAAAUCAGAUUCUCUCGAUUGAUGGCUGUGAAAAGAGAACGAGACCUGGAGCGGGGCAUCAGGCCGCUUGAGUCGAGAACGCUGCGGCGGGCUUUCCGGAGGAGCCUGCUCUUGGAUUUGGACGUCGAGAACCCGGAAGAACAAUCACAGCAAGGCUCUCUCGAAGGUACAUACUUCGAUCAGUAGAAGCCUCGAUGCUUAAGAUGAUUAUGGUAGAAAUAUUUUUGAUUUCCCAUGGCCAUGCUGUUGGAAGAUAAGAUCCUGAAACUUUGUUCCAGUUACCAACGAGGGAAUGCUCGUAGAUCCAGCAGUUGCCUUGGUCAUCAUGCUUUUUUCAAAGCAUUUGGAUUCGAGAGUU